AUAGAGAGAUUUAGAGAGAUUUAUAGAGAGAGAAAUAGAUACAUAUUUGCCACAGCUCACAGCUCAAGAAAAAUAAAAGUAGAAGUAGAAAGAUUCAAUAAAUUUUCUCUUUUUCUGUGUUUAUAUAGAUUGACACGCACACUCACACACACUUUUCUAAAAUUGAAAACCCCAUUUUUUGCUUUUAUUAUUUGAUACGGUUUCGUUCAUCGCAGAGCUGCAUUGAAAGGGCUCGGCUAACGCAAUCUCAAUAUUACAGUUCCAGUUGAUAUUCAGAAUUCCGUUUUUUAUAAAUAAUAAUGAACUUUUCGGCAAAAGGAGGUUCUAGUGCUGCAAAGGCGACUCUGAAUCCAAAUGCAGUUGAAUUCGUUCCUUCUGCUAUUAGGUCACAAUCUGCAGCCAUUACCAUUUCAGAUACGUCUUCUAAAUUUGCUUCGAAAUCUAUAUUAGAUAGAUCUGAGUCUUCGAUUUCGAAUAACUCCGAUGAAGAGGCUCAGCAGUAUUGGUCCAAUCAGCUCCCAGAUGAUAUUACUCCCGACUUUAACGAAGGCCUAUCGUUGGCUGAUGUUAAUGAAGAAGGCUCAAGGUAUACUAUGUUGAACGAAAAACAGGGUUUAUCACCUUACUCUAUUAAUGGUAAUGGCCAUACUGAAAAGAUGAGAUAUCCCGUCUCAUCGUAUGGAAAUUAUCCAGCUCCUAAUACGGGUUUUCAGCCUUCUCUUGGAAAACUGGACAAACAAGUUAUGAUCAAUGAUCAUGUUCUUGCAAGACAAGGCCAUUCUUAUAAUCGAAAUUCAAGAAACGGUUUCCUUGCAGAAAUUUCGAAUGAGCAAUUAUUGGUGGAGAAUGCUGAUGUGGGCCCUCUUGAGUUUUUAGCUUCACGAUUUCCUGGUUUUGCAGAUCAAAGUCUUGUGAAGGCGUAUUUCUCUAGUGGAGGCGACCUAAACCUAACAAUGGAGAGGCUUUCUCGGCUCGAGCUUCAAGCUGAUAGAGACUUGAAUCCGACUCUUAAUUCAAAGGCCUUGGAUUUUCCCGCUCUCUCGAGGGCAGAUUUGCCAAAGUUUUCUGACGACAAUCAUCGAAAUAUUAGCCCUUAUCACUCAACUGAAACGGAUAAUAGCACAUUUGUAUUUCGACCUUCAUCGAUUCCAUCAAGACGUGGUUCAGAUUAUGCUUCGGCUGUAAGAAAAAUGGCAUCUCAAGAUUCAAGCAUCUGGAAAUACGAAAGGAAUGGAUCUUCAGACACAAAUGUCGGAUCGAGCACAAGUUCACAAAUCCUGGAAAGCUCAUACAGUGGUGUCCCACAAAGGGCCGUUUAUGGAAAUCACGAAUCUCCUGUCUGGCUUGAAACUGGAGGAGAAGCAGUCGCGAAUGUUUAUUCUGAAAUGAGGGAGGGAGCUCGUGACCGUGCACGUGUACGCAAUGUGUACAUCGAGCAGGCACGUCAAGCAUACCUCACCGGUAACAACGCCCUAGCUAAAGAGUUGAUUUUCAAGGGACAGUUGCACAAUAUGCAGAUGAAAUUAGCACAUGGGAAAGCUCAAGAAUCAAUUUAUCGUCCGAGGAAUCCGGAGAUUCAGGCUAACUGGAGAGAGCGAAUGAUCGACCUGCAUGGUCUGCACAUGAGUGAAGCGAUGUACGUGCUCAAGGGUGAGCUGGCGGUGCUGAAGAAUGCUGCCAGGUCAGCAGACCAACGAUUGGUCGCUUACAUAUAUGUGGGGACAGGUCAGCAGACGAGGGGUCCACGCACACCAACAAGACUUUCCGGUGCUGUUCAGCACUACCUACUUGAAGAGGAGAGACUUGACUACACCGAGCCACAAGCAGGGCUCCUCCGAGUCGUGAUACACUGAAAAAAUGAGGAUGGUAUACGAAAUCGGUUAAAAGAAGAGAGGGAAAAAGGAAAAGAGAGAGAGAGAGAGAUUUGUUUGUCUGUAUAUGGGAGAGAGAAAUGUAGGAAAAUUGUGUACGAGGUAGAAAGAAAGAAAGAAACCACCAAAAGUUUUUUUGAGGCACAGAUAUCUGUAAUAUUAACAGUGUAGUGGGCCGAAAUCAAAACAACACGUUUUUUAGUGAUUUUUAUAUGGGCCUUCUUU
This is a messenger RNA of Erythranthe guttata (spotted monkey flower), 2096 nucleotides long. It is a transcript of the gene CID7, whose product is annotated as CTC-interacting domain 7. The record is from RefSeq and is a predicted model, not a curated record. Lineage: Eukaryota; Viridiplantae; Streptophyta; Magnoliopsida; Lamiales; Phrymaceae.